UAGUGUAAUCUUGGUCGGUUAAUCGCUACUCUCCCAAGUUCUCGUUUUUGAUAAGACUCAAAUAAAGUUGGGCGAGAGCUUUCAGUUCACAUUUGAAACUUGUACAAUGACAAACAUUACUAUACGCGAAUUGAAGCCAGAAGACCUAGAUGAGUACUUUCGAUUUCUCACUAAAAACUUCUACUGCGAUGAACCACUUCAGCUGACACCCGGAGAUCAUAGCUUCGAACCGGAUACGCCGGAGAGACGUGCAUCUCGUCUAGCGGUAAUAAAACAAGGUCUCUCCUUAGUUGCUGUGGAUUCCAACGAUGGAGGUCGCAUAGUAGCCUCAGCUUACUCCGAAACCAAGGUUCCAGAUGAUUUGGAGAAAAAUUGGAGAGAAGUCAAUGAGAAAAAGCCUACGGAGUUCAUUGAACAUGUGGAUUUAUUUCUUGCUGUGUGGGAAAAACUGUACGCCAACAAGGAUUGGGACGUCGUCUUGUGUCUGCUGUAAUCGAACUGACUCGCUCCAAAGGAUUUCCCAUGAUUGCAGUCUCCUGCACGAGUUUGUAUUCAACUCGCAUCAUGUCAGCUCUGGGCAU
Messenger RNA from Drosophila nasuta, 581 nucleotides. Its product is annotated as arylalkylamine N-acetyltransferase-like 2. The record is from RefSeq and is a predicted model, not a curated record. NCBI's taxonomy places the organism in Eukaryota, Metazoa, Arthropoda, Insecta, Diptera, Drosophilidae. The transcript is spliced from 2 exons. Bases 107 to 493 code for a protein of 128 amino acids.